Protopolystoma xenopodis is the source of this 387-nucleotide messenger RNA. The record is from the annotation of a GenBank genome assembly. NCBI's taxonomy places the organism in Eukaryota, Metazoa, Platyhelminthes, Monogenea, Polystomatidea, Polystomatidae.
UGUUUCCAUAGGUUGCUGGACUUGAGCCGACGCGUAGAUAAGGGUGAUCGACGCAGCCUCGAACAGUGCGCCCUCCAUCUGGCCCGGUUGGGCGAGUUCGCAUUUGCAGCCGACUGCUAUGCUCGCCUUGGUGACACGGAACAACAGUUGGCCGUCUAUGUGGAAGCCAAGCAAUGGGAAGAGGCAUUCGCUCUUGUUGAACAACAUCGUGAAUUGAAGGUUAAUCUAUACCUGCCCUAUGCACAAUGGCUGGCGGAACAUGACAAGUUCGAGGAAGCACAGGCUGGUGAGUUAUUUUAUGCGUUAAGCCAUGCCAAUCCCUAUUAUAUCUCAACCAAUGUUGUUCUUGUCAAAAAACUCGAAAUGCUUUUCUAUUAUUUGCCUUAA